GAUGAUCUUCAAGGCAAUCCCUUUUUGGAAGGAAUUAGUUCUUCUUCUUUUUCCUUCCAAAGGGAGACGCAUAUACCAAUACACAUGAUGAUGUUGCAGAAAGCUGCAAGCAAUGCAUAUUCAUGGUGGUGGGUUAGCCACAUUAGGACCAAGCAAUCAAAAUGGCUUGAACAAAAUCUUCAAGAUAUGGAGGAGAAAGUGAGGAGCAUGUUGAAAAUUAUUGAUGAUGAUGGGGAUUCAUUUGCAAAAAGGGCAGAAAUUUAUUUCAAGAAAAGACCAGAACUUGUAAGCAUUGUUGAAGAAUGUUACCGUUCUUACCAAGCAUUAGCUGAAAGAUAUGAUCAUUUAUCAAAAGAUCUUCAAAGUGCCAAUCGAACCAUUGCUACUGUUUUCCCUGAACAAGUCCCUUAUUCCCUUGAUGAUGAACAAGAUCCCGGUUCGAGAGUUUGGAUUCAUAAAGGAAAAGUGAACAAAGCUUUAGGAUCGGCGGUUACGAGUUCGGGGUUGAACAAAGACGACGCACUCGAUGAAAUCGAUAAGUUGUCGAAGGAGAUUUCAGAUAUGGAAACUGAAAGAGAGUGUUUGAAGAGAGCAUAUGUGGAAGGGUAUAAGAAAUUUUGUGAAGUGGACAAUCAAGUAGCUGAAAAGCAAAGGAGAGUAAGCAAUUUACGGGUUGAGUUCGGGCUUGGAUCCGUUACCGAUGAUAAACACGAGUUGCCGAUCGAGGAUGUGAAUGUGGAUUCCGAAAAGAUUAAGCAUGUACAUUUGGGAUUUGAAGCUUUGAGGAAUAGAUUUAGUGCUCCACAAAUAAAUCAGCAAAAGAAGCAUGUUCCAAUUAAGAAUGUUGAUAACAAGGUUCAUGAAGUUCUUAUUGUUGAAAAAGAGAACCAUGUUUCCGAAGUAUCGUGGAACGAGACCGAUGAGAAGCUCGAAGUAAGCUCGAAUUAUGCUUCUCGUAUGAUGUCUGAACUUGUAGUGAAAAUUGAUGAGCUUGUACAAAGAGUUGUUAAUUGGGAAACUACAUUUUUGUCUGAAAAGGAUUUAGAAAAGAGAUCAAAAUCCGAUGCGGAUGAGGUUCCGGAAGAAGACAAGGAAGCCGAGAAGGAAGGCCGGGAAAUCAUAAACAGCAGGAUGAACUUGUUGGAAGGGGAAUUAAGUAAAGUUAAAGAUCUUGUGGAUACUGUUGUACACGAAAUGAACGGCCUCAAAACACAUUCGGCUGAACUGAGUUGUAAUGUUGAUCAUUUAUCAGUAAAAGCUGAAGCCGAUUCUGAUGUCGACGGAGAAACAGAAGAUCAUCAAAUCGAGCAGGCUUUGAAAGAUAAGGAUGUUUCAGCUGAAGGGAAAAACAAUGUUGCUUGUGAAACAAGCAAUGUGUUUGAUGCUUAUUCGAGUAAGGGUCUGGUUUCUACCAAAGAAGAUAAAGCAAAGAAGCAAUACUUGUCGGAUAUGGCAAGAAGUAUACCAGAUGCUGAGAUCAAUGAAAUUGAGACCGAUGACGAAGAAGAAGAGCAACCGAACUGGAGGCAGUUGUACUUGGAUGGACUCGAUGACAGAGAACAGGUUGUCGUCGACAAGUACUCUUCGGUUCUUGAGAACUAUGAAGAGGUAAAAAAGAAGCUUAAUGAAGUCGAUAAGAACAACCGAGAUGGGUUCUUCGAAUUGGCCAUGCAGAUAAAGGAACUAAAGAACGCAGUGGCCUCUAGAGAUAGAGAGGUUCAAUAUUUACAUCGAAAAAUUGGGUUUUUAGAUGAAAACAAGCAUGUAUAUUCAAUAGAAGACCACGAAGUAAACCGUGAAAGUCCGAGCGAGCAAUCUACGUUAACCAAUUCUAUCGAAGCAUCACCUUCAGAGCAGGGGAAAGAUAGAUCCAUUAGAAAAGAAAUCACAGUCGAAGUCGAGUCAACUACACACGGAAGUUCCAAAGAAUCAUCCGAGAAAGCAGGAGAAAACAACAAACGUACAAGCCAAUCAGUCGUAGAGAACAAAAUUAGAUCAAGUAUCGACGAAUUACUCGAGGAAAAUCUCGUGUUUUGGUUGAGAUUCAGUGCAGCUUUUAAUCAAAUAAAGAAAUAUCAAACUUCAGUCAAUAACUUGAAAGCCAAGUUAUCAACAUUGAGAAAAAGAAACCAUUAUGAAGGAAGAAUGGAACAUAUGCAAUCCGAAAUCCGACCCGUUUAUUGUCAGUUCCAAGAAAUAAGAACCGGCUUAACACUAUGGUUAGAAAACAAUGGAGUUUUGACAGAUGAAAUUGAAAGCAGAUAUACCUCCAUAUGCAAAAUCCAAAAUGAAAUAGCUAGUGGCUAUGAGUUGAUGAGUGUAUAUCAAGCAACCAAGUUCAAAGGUGAAGUUACGAACAUGAAACAUGAACUUACCAAGGUAUCUAAUGAAUUAAAAUCCGGGUUUGAACAUGUGUGGCAACUCAAGCAUGAGGUUGAGAAGCAAAUGAACAGCUUGGAGAAAGAACUUGGGUCCUUAAUAUCAUCAAUGUCUCAACCAUCAAAGUCUCAGAGAUCAUCGAUGUCUCGAAUUCCACUUCGGUCAUUCUUGUUUGGAAUCAAGUUAAGGAACUCUAAGCAAUCAAAAGGAUCAUCAAUUGUUACAAGCUACAAGAAUUUAAGUAAGUCUUCAAGAUAAACACUUUCUUAUUAGACACCAUUGUUGAACUUGUA
This is a messenger RNA of Gossypium raimondii (Peruvian cotton), 2672 nucleotides long. RefSeq names its product protein NETWORKED 2A. NCBI's taxonomy places the organism in Eukaryota, Viridiplantae, Streptophyta, Magnoliopsida, Malvales, Malvaceae. The record is from RefSeq and is a predicted model, not a curated record. The transcript has 2 exons. Gene Ontology annotation, molecular function: actin binding. The coding region runs from base 85 to 2637 and encodes 850 amino acids.